Heterotrigona itama is the source of this 2919-nucleotide messenger RNA. NCBI's taxonomy places the organism in Eukaryota, Metazoa, Arthropoda, Insecta, Hymenoptera, Apidae. The record is from the annotation of a GenBank genome assembly.
UUCUUUCAUCUUGUCCAAUUUAUUUCUUAAAGAUACAAACUUAAGAUUUUUAGAAAUACAAAAAUAAUUGAUCAAUUUGAAAGUUUUAUUUAAAGAAAUUACAAUCUUAAAAUCAUCUAAAUCACAAUACUAUAAAAAUCUAAAUUUCUUCCAUUAAAAUCAUAAAAUUGAGUAGAAAGAAGUAGUAUUCAAAAAGCAAACAUUAGAAAUAGAAAUCAAUUACAAAUUGACCGAGAAAUAUUGCCGUUGACCUUUAAUGAAAUAGACAGAAAUAAUUUUUAAUACUUACCCCAUUGAUCUUUAAAUCUCCUCCUGGCUCCGUGAUUUAACAAGAAUUAGAUUUUUACUUCACGUCUAUUUAAAUACCUGAAAAUUUUAUACAAUUAUAUUUUUCUAUUACGUAAGAUAAUGCGUGUACGAUUGCACAGAUUGUAACAUGGAUUUUUAAUAUAAGCACGCAUGGUGUUUUGAUAAAAAUUACAUCAACCAAAGAAUCAAUACGGAUUUGUUGUUUGAAUUUCCCGCGUUCGACGCGAUGCGCAAGAUGGACUGAAGAGGGUACGCACGGUAAACAGCGCAGAACCGCGGAGUGGGAACACCACGUUAACCCUCGACUCGCGGCUCAAACGGACUUCGCCCUCCGACUACGGCUUCCUAUUGUUGUUCGACUUCCUAGCGAAUUUUUCUACACAUGGUUCAAUCUAUCUCGGCCGUGUAGAGAGGCGUACGAUUAAACAAAUAAAGAGAAAGGGAAAAAUGAAGGGUGUUAGGAAAAAAAGGAACAGAGCUGCCGAACACCGCGAGAUAUCCACGUUCUGUUGACGUUCGCGUGGUUUUUCCUUUGGAGAUCGCGCGUUUACACUCUCUUACGUCCCGACACUGAUAUGCCAGCCGUUAAAUACGACGUUAUCGUUAACGUUCAUUUAACAUAACCUCAAAUUUCCCCGUGAUCGCACUACGCUUCAGUAACGUCGAGGCGUUUAAUGUCAACUGUGCCGAAUGUGUGAGACAAGAUUUUCGACCGAGCGACAGAUGCAUCAACGCCUUCAUUGCUCUUUAUUGCACGUAAGUUAUGUUUCAGGAAGAAACAAUUAAUCCUCGUGAGGAUGAUUUGCUCUGCUAUAUUAUUCACUUCUAAUGGGAAAGAGUGUUGGUAGCACCUAUAACGUGACAACUACAAUGGCUAUGAGACGCAUGACAACUACAAAAAAGCUUUUACACAACACUAUUUUUAGCCGAACUUACAUGUGUAUGAUGUAAGGGACUCGUUAGUAUGCUGGAUAAGCGGCGGCUCCAUGCCUCCGGUACGUCGCCUUACACUCUGAUUUUCGUGGUCGCCUUGGCACUGACUGGAUGCUUCUCCUUCUGGCUUCACAUCGACAGCUCCGGUUCACCGACGCCGUACAGCAGCGGCGCGUCGGCACCAGGAUAUCUGCUAAUCCUUCCCGGGAACGUGACGCCCUCCCCGCAGCCGUAUUUAUUACACGAACUUCCGUUCGGUGACAAAUCCACGCUGAUAGACAUAAAGAACUUCCGGUUCACGAUCAACAAUGAUCCGUGUAACCGGACUCACCCGUUGUUGCUGAUGUUGGUCCACUCGGCUCCCGAGAACUUCAUCAAGAGAAAUGUGGUCCGGGAGACAUGGGGUCAGCAAUCUCCGGACAUGGAACUCCUCUUUUUUGUCGGUUCGUCUGAUGAGUAUCAGACAAUGCUGGAAGAAGAGAACAAAAAAUACAAAGAUUUGAUACAAGGCAACUUUCUCGAUGCCUACAGAAACAUGACUUACAAGCAUGUGAUGGCAUUGAAAUGGGCUACGUAUCAUUGUCCAAGUGCCAAAUAUAUAUUAAAAUUAGAUGACGAUGUUUUUGUUCAUAUACCUGCCAUGUUGGAUUUUUUGACGCGUGAUCUAUCACCAUGGGGAGCCAGACGAUUGAUCUUAUGCGAUCUUCUGUCCACGGGUACCGUGAAGAGAUCGUGGCGUUCCAAAUGGAGAGUCUCCCCUCAAGAAUAUCCUGGUAGACAUUAUCCUGCAUAUUGUGCCGGAUGGGCUAUACUCUAUUCCCCUGAUAGCGUAUUUCUUUUGUAUCGUGAAGCGCAGAAAGAACCAUACUUCUGGAUCGACGAUGUUCAUAUUACCGGGACGUUAGCUAGGAAAGUAAAUUUAACACAAACCUCUCUACAUUACUUGGUGCUAACUAACGAGAACAUGCAGGACCUUCUAUCAAAUCCAAGUUCUCAUAGGGAGUUUCUGUUCGGACCUCCAAAUCUCACUGAAAACGAAAUAAGAGCCUUACAGAGUCUGGUUAUUAAACCACGGCCUAGCAGCGAAAGCCUAGUAAAUUGAAACACUUCGGAUGACCGAAAGAUAUUUAUGCAUCUGUGUGAUCAUUUUUAUUUUUAACACAACUUUUCAGACGAAAAAGGCAACAUUAAAUUCUUUGUUGCCUUUUUAAUAAAAACUUCAGGUAAAUUCUUUGUUGCCUUUUUAAUAAAAACAAGGACAGGAAAUUUCUCCUCAAGCAAAAUAUGUUGAUGUUUAAAUGUUAUUAACAAUAGGCAGAUGCAUAGAUCUUUUUCUUAUUUAAUGCGAUGAGAAAAGUUCUCUGCUAUUCAAUAUUUUGCACACUUCUCAUACAAUUUCAAUUCUGUACAAAUAUAAUUCUCUCUGUGAGUGUUCAAUUUUGUGCACAGUAUUUUUACAGUAUCAUGCUGCGUUGCAAAAGAGAUUUUUUCUAAAUAUCGAGACAGGCAUUUCGUGGUGAUAUUAAAUUUUUUUUGUAGUAAUGAUACUUACUAUAGUAAUUCUUUUUGAUGAUAUUGUAUCUCUGUAUAACAAUUAUUUUUAUUUUACUUUAAUCACGUGAUUUUUUUCUUUUUUCAAGUAUGGUUUAGGUUACUAAUGGCACUUUAGCAUCUUAA